Molecule: messenger RNA, 2994 nt
Organism: Colias croceus (clouded yellow)
Lineage: Eukaryota; Metazoa; Arthropoda; Insecta; Lepidoptera; Pieridae
Exons: 2
Coding region: 757-2544 (595 amino acids)
Source: RefSeq, a predicted model, not a curated record
CACAAUAUGGGGUUUGACGAAAUCACUCGCGUCCGUAGGUUAUACCACCUAAUUAGGGUGCUUUUUCACCAAUAAUGUGCGAGAAUGUAUAGCGAGGAAUGUGAUUCUAAAUAACCAAUCAUAUCGCUUCUUUUAGUUUGAAGUUUGCAGCGAUACUAUUGGUUAUUUACAAACACAUUCCUCGCAUAUUAUUGGUGAAAAAGCACCCUUAGGCCUUCCCUACACGUGUCCCCCGGGUGGUGCUAAACGAGUGACAAGCCGGAGGGCUAUAAGCAUGAUUCACAAUACACCAUGCCGAAGCUGGGAAAUAAACAAUUUUCAUACAAAAGUAUACAAUAAUAUUUAAUCGAGCCAACAACAAUAUUGUAAAAAUUAAUGAUUUUUAACGGAUUUUAAAUGCGAUUUAUUCAUUAUAUUAUUUUCCCGACGUUUCGCAUUCUUUGCAGCGAGCGUGGUUAUGGGGACACUUAGUCUCCCCAUGACCACGCGUGCUUAAAUCGCGUUAAAUCAAGUAAAUAAUAUAUAAUACUUGUGUAAAAUCAAACACUAGAAAAUAACAAUAUUGUAUACUUUUUGUAUGAAGUGAUUUAUGCCUGACCGUGGCUCGGACGGUACAUGGCGUUGAAAUUUCCAUGGAUAUUGUUUCAUUUGUCUCCCAGCUCCGGCAUGGUGUAACGUGAAUCAUCCUUAAAACUCCUAGGUGAUGGUAUGUGCGCAGCAUCAUCUAGUACCUGGAUUGGGGCCAAAUAGUCCAAAAUGAAGCCCUACUUCUGCCUAAUUGGCCCCAACUCAGGAUACCGACUGACGGGUUUAAUCCUACAGGCGUACUGCAAACUUGAGAGGAAGGGAGAUAAAAUGGAAGCAAAGUUAAAAGAGAAUUUACCCCAGGAGGGUACCACGAAUAGUGGAGAAUCCCUCCCUGAGUCUAACUCAGGCUGCCCCUCGUAUUCUGGGGGGGGCGAAACCUUGCUUCACAACGCAAAUGUCGAGGUGGUUGGUUCCCAGGCCUCUUUGUUCAAAACUACUGGGCUGAUUAAUAUAAGUGCUAGGCCUGCUCGGAAACGCAAGAGUCGAAAAGCUAGAAUUGCUAUUGCGAAUCGUAUACAGGGUGCUUUGGGCAAAGUGACGCGACCGUCGGGGAAACCAACUGGAUUGUGUGGUCGAACUAUGGCUGAGAUGCUUAAAGCAAAUAAUGGCUGCCCUAAGAGACAAGAUAGUUCGGUGUGCGCAACUCCACCGGGCAACACAGAAGCCUCAGCUGAUCUGAACAGUAUGAGUUGCGUAUUAAAUCAAUCAAAACAACAGAAUUCAGUGCAAAGUGCGGUUGUGUCGAAGUCGCGACCAGCCGGUGAACUAACGACCACGAACAAAGGGACCUCAUAUGGCGUGGGACCGAUGGAACUGGUCGAAAGGAAUCCGGUAGUGGGUGUGACAGAGAUGCAACAGUGCUCCUGCCAUACAAAUUUGAUCUCUACGUCAUUGUCUGAUGAGGUGACCCUCGAUUCUAUGGAGAAAUCUGUAGAACCUGAGUCGUGUUGCCCGCAGUCAGUUGAUGAUAUGUCUGGUUGGAACAUCAUACCACAACAGAGUCGUAAAGCAAAUAAAACAGUCGGGAAACAGGAGUGCGACCUGCUAGGGAAUCAAGCCUCUGACUCGAAAGAUAGAAAAAGACAAAACAGAAAGAGAAAACGACAACUUUUAACCACGCAUCGUGGUACAUUGCACUCCGAAUCGGAGAUAAUUACUGAUAUGACAGAAAAAUCAUCAUUACAGACAGAUACAUGUGAACCUACAAGUUCUAAACGCUUACGUAUCGAUGAUACACUUUCAACUCAAGAUGCGAAUGAAAAGCCUUGCCCUAAUGAGUCAAAAACCGUUCAAAGCACGAACUACGCGGAGGCAGUUAAGGACGACCUUAUUGUGGCUAUAACUGCAGACGGAUCUAUGGUUCAUCUUACUCAGGAACAAUCUGACCACAUUCUAAAUUCGCUCCAACCAUUGUUACAACAAGAAGCAAUGAACUAUAGAGAAGGUGAUAAACGCGUCCUCUUCAGGGGCAAACCCACGUUUUCGGGAGGCGUCCUCAAAAUGUGGUGCGAUGAUACACAUACCCUAGAUUGGUUAAAAACAGCCGUAAAGAAGGUGGAACUGCCUUGUGGUGGCAAAAUUUGUGUGCGAAAAUUGGCAGACGUGGGAAAAACAGUGCGUUGUGGUAUUCUAUUGCCUGGAGUAUGGGAAGACAUAAAGGCUGUCGGCCUACAACUUCAUUAUCAUAAUGCCUGGGCUCAAGUAGACCGUUGGUUGCUACUCCGGGCUGAUGUUCAAGAGUCGGAUACGUUCCUUAUCGUAAACAUACCGCAGGAUUUGGUAGCGACGAUAAUGGAACACAAGAGAUGCCUAGGAUUCUUCUUUGGCUCAGUAUAUAUAAAGUUUCAAGGGCCGAAAGGCAAAUUUAUAGAAUUGCCGCCCAAGUGGGACAAACGAGAGGAAAAUGUACCCACGUCUGCCGAUAUAGACCCGAAUACAGUUACGGAGAGUGAUUAAGUAACUUAACCAACAAUAUAAAUAAAAAAUAUAAAAAAAAUACAAAAAUAACAUAUUUUAUACCAUUACAUAUGCAGGAUUUUGCAUAUCCAUACCCUGAAAAAACUUCAGUCGAAAACAGCGGCUCUUACAAGUUGCUAAACUUUAUAAAAGGACCUGGGCUGGUUUGGCUAUGCCUGAGUCUAUAGUUUUUGAUAAGACAAAUUUAAUUUAAGGAUAAUCAAUCAGACGAACUGAUGUUAAAUGCACCCGCCCCAUACUAUACGAAGUGUAAAGCAUGCGACAAGAAAUUCGCAUAUAAAUACAGUUUGCUAGAACACAUGGCGUCUACACACGUGCAAGCGACGGAACACGCGUGCGAGUGUGGAGCCACCUUUACAAGGCCCGGCGCGUUACGGCGACAUAGAGUUACUAAACAUGAAAAGAUAAAUAAAUGAUGUUUGAAUGAUC